Molecule: messenger RNA, 2655 nt
Organism: Beta vulgaris subsp. vulgaris (sugar beet)
Lineage: Eukaryota; Viridiplantae; Streptophyta; Magnoliopsida; Caryophyllales; Amaranthaceae
Product: ammonium transporter 1 member 3
Exons: 1
Coding region: 907-2295 (462 amino acids)
Biological process (GO): ammonium transmembrane transport; ammonium homeostasis
Cellular component (GO): membrane
Molecular function (GO): ammonium channel activity
Source: RefSeq, a predicted model, not a curated record
UAGUUAGAUACUAGUACUUAUUUUUUGGAGUUGAGUAAUAAUGUCAGAAGUAACAAGUUUUUACGUGAGAUGGACUUACAAUAACAAAUUGUAAGACGUUAAAAGUUUUCUCUAAGUGUAAGGAGUCACUCCUUGCACAAGAAAAGUUACCCCGGUCGUAUGGUACAUUAUUGGAAGUAUGCGGUAUGCCUUAGUAUAAGAUUUUGCAUAUUUGAAUUGUUUGACGUGGAUGUUUAUUUGACUACCUCACUUAAUAAUUGACGAGGAGGGUUAAACAAAUCUCAAAGAGUGGAUUAAGUUUCGCUCUUUUUCUCCUCAAAGUGCGUCGUUUUAGGAAAUACCAAAAUCGUCCCGCUAUAUGCCUGAUAAUUGAUGUCAAUAUGCAGCAUAAUGUAUAUACUGUACUUAGGCUAGGUUGAGCUAGGUCCUCAUUUUUGAGUUCUGAUUUACCAAUGGUUUGAUAAUGUGAGAGAAUUUGAAGAGAGAACCUUAUCCUAUUUCCUUCCCUUUUUUGAAGGGGGGUUCAUAGAUUUUUAUAUCCAUAUACUCGUAUAGUACCACGUUUUCAAUGGAUAAGAAACUUAUGUUUGGGGAUCCAAUGAUUUUGGAAGUGGACCCUUUCAUUUUGGUUUUACUUACUGUGACAACUCACUUGAAUGCUAUUUGGCAAGUUGCUGAGGUUCAACUAUCAGUCUCACUAUCAACUUAUAUACAUCAUACAGCCUUGAGCCUUCCAUUCAACUUGUUGAUCAUCGUGACGACGAUAACCCCAAAAACAUGAUCCAUUUAUAACCCCAUCUCUUCUGCUGCUUCUACUAUCAAAAUCCAUCUAUUACUUUUAUCACUUCUUUUAGUACCAAUUACUUCUAUCUCCAUUCUAUCUUUGCUCCCUCUCUCAAACCUCCAAUGGCAGUCUCGUGGGAAGAGAGUGUCGCGUUUUCAAUAAACACCAUCUAUCUCCUCUUCUCAGCCUAUCUUGUCUUUGUAAUGCAGCUCGGGUUUGCUAUGUUAUGUGCUGGCUCAGUCCGUGCUAAGAAUGCCAUGAAUAUACUGCUGACCAAUGUUGUCGAUGCUGUUGUAGGCAGUAUCUCUUACUACCUCUUUGGUUUUGCUUUCGCCUUUGGAACUGGCUCUGGAUCUAAUCCUUUCAUCGGGACCCACUUCUUCGCCCUCCAUGAUGUCCCUGAUGGUAAAUAUGACUAUAACUUCUUCCUCUACCAAUGGGCAUUUGCCAUUGCAGUCGCUGGGAUCACCAGUGGUUCAAUAGCAGAGAGAACACAGUUUAGUGCUUACCUCAUUUUCUCUUUCUUUCUAUCUGGGUUUGUGUACCCUGUUGUAGCUCAUUGGGUUUGGUCCUCUAGUGGCUGGCUUAGCGCUAGUUCUGGUGAUCUGCUUCUGGGUUCUGGGGCUAUAGACUUUGCUGGUAGUGGUGUGGUUCACUUAGUAGGUGGGAUUGCUGGACUUUGGGGUGCAAUCAUUGAGGGUCCACGGGUUGGCCGGUUUGAUGCAUUCGGGAAGCCCGUUUUAAUGAAAGGUCACAAUGCAACACUAGUAGUCCUAGGUACGUUUUUGCUCUGGUUUGGUUGGUUUGGGUUUAACCCAGGUUCUUUUGAUGAAAUCCUGGUACCAUAUCCAACUACAACCGACCAAGGUCACUGGACUGCCAUAGGGCGGACAGCUGUGACCACCACACUGGCUGGUUCGAUGUCUGGAAUAGUUACCCUGUUUGGAAGACGUCUGUUGAUAGGCCAUUGGGAUGCACUUGAUGUUUGCAACGGGGUCCUCGGUGGGUUUGUUGCCAUAACAUCCGGGUGUUCAGUCGUCGAACCAUGGGCUGCCAUUAUCUGUGGGUUUGUUGCAGCCUGGGUCUUAAUUGGGCUCAAUGUGUUGGCCCUGAAACUGCAUUUUGAUGACCCAUUAGAGGCAGCUCAAUUGCACGGCGGGUGUGGAGCCUGGGGGUUGAUCUUUACAGGCUUGUUUGCCAAGGAAGAGUUCAUAAUCCAAGUCUAUGACUCAGGCAAGGAUGGAGUCUCUCGUUCUUCCGGCCUCCUGCUGGGCGGGGGCUGGGGCUUACUUGGGGUUCAAGUACUUGAACUUGUGGUGAUUGUGUGCUGGGUCAGUGUGACUAUGGGCCCACUCUUCUAUGCCUUGCACAAAUUGAAACUGCUAAGAAUAUCUAGUGAUGAAGAAGUUGCUGGUCUUGACAUAUCAAGCCAUGGAGGCUAUGCCUACAAUAACCAAGAUGAAGAAGAACGCCCACGUCGCUAUACAGAUUAUAUGCAGAUGAAGAACUAGCAUGAAUCUGAUAUCAUAGAAAUUGCAAUAAUCUUGGCCAGUUUUUUUUUUCAUCUUAUUUUUUUCUGUCCUGUUAGUUGAAUUUUCAUGCCUACAGGUUGGAACUGUGUAUAAUGUCUAUAGUUACCAUGAAAGGAGAUGUUUGUUUGAUGUAAUGCUUUUGGUUCCUCAGUAGUUGAUGAACUCAUUUUCUUUUUAUUAACAACUGUCUGAAUUACUAGAAGUGAACUGCAGAAAAAAACUACUAGGUCAUAUACUGUUAUAGUAUUAUACAUAUGUUACUCCAAAUUAUUGGGUUUUAUAGGUUUGAGGUACCCAAACAAAUUAUUUAGUGAUAGACGAUUUGGGUUUAUCUUCUGA